Molecule: messenger RNA, 3990 nt
Organism: Aplysia californica (California sea hare)
Lineage: Eukaryota; Metazoa; Mollusca; Gastropoda; Aplysiida; Aplysiidae
Source: RefSeq, a predicted model, not a curated record
ACAACAUCGACAGAACAUCGCUAUGUCUGUAGUCUUUAAUUCAAUUCUCUCCAAAUGUGUGGUAUCUUCUCUCUGCCGAAAUACCUAUGCCUAUACAUAGCUUACCUCAUUCCCUUUCCCACCCGUCUCUCCCACUCUCCGUGGAAUUGGAGGAAAAGGGAGAACUGGAUUCUUUUACGCCCCGCUAACCCCUUAAGUGUAUCAUAUCAUUAAAACUCAAAAGUGUAUUCUUGUAUAUGACGUAGGGGUGGGUGAAAAUCGAUUGCUUUUAUGUCAUUUCAUAUGGCUUAUUUUGCUUGGUUUUCAUGUAAAUUGUGAUACUAGCGUUUGAUAACGAUUUGACGUCCCGCCUCUUUCGAUGUAACCAAACCCCUUAAUUCGGAGAUCAUGCCUCACUGAAAAUCUCUUCAGUGAGUGAGUAUGAGCCUACACUAUCGGCACAUCGCAUGCUUUAGCAGGGUUGCAAAUAAUUUUGAAAUGCAUUGCAGGUUCAGAUGUUAAAUAUAAAAGCAUGGACAACCAAUUCGUUUUGUUUCUCGUGAACUCAGUGAAGGAGUCAGUCAGCCAUUUUGAGCAAUGCCACGAACUUAUUUUACACUCAUCCAUUUUUAGAACUGCUGCCAGAGAAAAAUAUUAGCGCGGGUCAGAAGUGCAGUUCAAAUCUUGCGUGGUAAUUUGGGUCGAUAAAUUUAUCUCUCCCGUCCUUCUCUCUCUGACGGGUCGGAGCGCUCUCUGCUACUAUCAAUGAUCAAAUCGCCUCGCUGUGGAAUCGCGACCUAGGUACCGGGGCGGAGAUGGUUAACACCACUCCACACUACCGGCCGUUCUUCACAGAGGGACAGCAACAAGGGUAGACCGACCCUUUUCCGGGAUAUUUCAGGGAAGGUGUAGAGAUAGGUGUGUGCAGACACUACAAAUUUCCAUCAUGUUGAGGGAUAAAUCUUCCGGAUUUUCGAAGAUAGCGGCGAACUUGUGGGAAGCGAAGCGGUUACUUGAAAAAGACAGAGACCUCAAGGCAAGAACUGAGGAAGUGGAACAACUGAAAGUUUCGCUUGAUGCGGAACGCACACACAAACAGGAGCUUCAAACCCGUCUGGAUGAGAUAGCCAACAGCCGGUCUGACCACAGCAAACAGCUGUGUGUGGAGCAGGAGCGAACGGCCAGACUUCGCACCGACAACAUGAACAAGGCGGGCCAGAUCGAGAAGCUGGAGAGAACCAUCUCCCAGAUGGAGGAUAAGAUCAGAAAUCUGGAAAUCCGAGCCUCUGAGGUGGAGAAGGCGGAGCUGACGUUAGAAUCAACGAGACGGAACUUAGAAACCGCAAAGCUAGAGAGCCGGGCAAAGGACAAGGACUUGGCCAUUGCCAGAGAGAAACACGAGGCUGUGAACAGGGAGCUCGAUGGCCUGGAAAAGAUCCCGCGGCUGCAGGAGGAGAUCCAGGAGAGAGACGUGAAGCUGGCGGGGCUGGAGAAGGAGCUGUCGGAGAGAUCUCUGCUGUUGUUGGCCGCACGGAAAGCUGCUCUCGAAUAUAAGGAGAAACUCCGGGAACUCGAGCGACGAGAACACGACUCCCAGAGUGUCCGCGAGGAGCUGGAGGUGUCCCGGAGUGAGGUGGACACCCUGAAGCAGCUGCUCAGCGGCAAGGACGUGCUGGUCAUGAGGAAGUGCCAAUCUCUACAACAGGCCAAGCACUACGUGGACUCUCUCCGGACCUCCGCUGUGAACAACGACGAGAAAGCACGGCUGCGGGAGAUAGGCCGAGUUCUUGACAAGCUGGUGCAGAUACACUCGCAGACAUCCCGGGAGCUCAUGGAUGACGUCAGCCACAAAGGAAAGCUUCUUCUUCCUGACGGACGAGAGACUCCCCUACGGCCCAAGUCAGCUUUUGAAGAGCACAGCAUUACUGUGAUUCGUCAUCCCAACGGAUCAACAAAGGGACGCUUUGUCUCGUCCAGCCACCCGACCGCUCACAGCGACAAGUCAGAUCACACCCACAGCCACACUAAUUCCUCUCUAAAUAAACAGUCUUAUAUGUUUCUACAAAGGUUUCUAGAUGAUACCGAAAACAUCGCAAACAUCAACAGCAAGCACACGAAGAUUAAUUACACACAUAAUAACAUGCGGACAAACAACUAUGACGAUAACGAACAUUCUAAAGCACUUAAGAGAAGUGAAUCUUUUCAUCAUUUGAAUCUCAGUCACUCCAGUUCUUCCGCAAAACCAGCUUGCGGACAGAAAAGAGCCAAAUCGGCCAUCAGAAGUACGGCGCCUCAGAUCACCCGCUCUCACUCCCUUCGCAGAAGUGAACGGGUCAAGAAUGAGCAGACGAUACAUCACAUUACGCGGCCUGGGGGUUCUGCCAACAUCUACAUCUCAGAGAAAGUUGGUCAGCUGGGCUCCAAAUACCACCCUUCUCUGGAGUACGCUCUGGGAGUGAACGCAGAUGACACAGCCACGCGCAAUAUGGCGGCGAACAACAGGCAUGGCGGGAGACAACAUCAGAGUUCCUCGGAUACCCUUAUUAAAUAUCGUCCACGAUCCGGUGCCAGCGACCUGAAGAAAGGAACAACCACCGGAGGCAGCGAUACAGAUUCGAGCAGUUGUGAAAAUGAGCCAGCUCUUGAUGACAGCAAACUGGAGUUGAAUCAGGCAGAUAUGCUGCAUUCUCUAUCCAGUGACCGAAAGGACGAGAUUCUAUUAGAGAUGAUUCAAAAUGGCGACAGGGUGCGUGUGAUCGUACCACAAAAACCACCACGAUAUGGAAGGAAGAAACCGAAGCCAAUCACGUACUCCGGUAUCGUCAAAUACAGAGGUCUUUUGACCAAGGAGCCUCCUGAUCCGCGAGUCUACGUGGCUCUGAGGCUUGACACGCCAAUCGGGGAUUCUGACGGGACAUACCAAGGCAAGCGCUAUGUCUUCGCCCCGGCGGACCACGUCAAGUUCUUCAAGAUUCGCAGUUUGGACUCGGUCUUUGAUGUAGCGUCUGGCACCUACGUCACCAUACCGCAACUCUUCCUCCGACAUCAACAACUACAAAUGUCUGUUCCAGACGAAAUCUCAGACGACGAAUCAAAGGGGGGAGAACUACAGGCUUGACAGCGCUCUCACUAUAAAUACUAUAAUAUGAAUGACUAUUAUCAUCUUUGAUGAAUCUGUCAUAGAUUUAUUAAACCCGUCAUUGACAUCGCUGUUUAAAUGUAUUAAGCCUAGAAAACAAAAUUUGACCAGAGAAGGAAACAACAGUUUAAUUUUUGUAACAAUUGUACUUACAAUAUCAUGUUGUUUUUUGUUUGUUUGUUUUUUUGUUUUUGUUUUUUCUUGCUUUUUUCAACAUUCAGAUUUUGAAUGUCAACAAAAUAUUUUUCAGCGCACGUAACCGAUACCACAGAUUAAUUAAGAACAUCGCAAUUUAACUUUCUUCUUCGGUGAGACCCAGCCAAGAAUUUAUGGCUUACCUUGAAAACUCCCCAAACAAUCCAGGCUGGGGCUUGGUAUAUUUUAACAGCUGGCCCACGACAUAUAAUUUAUGACUAUCAACACUUGGGCCAGAUGUGACCUUCCCUUGGACUGAGUAGUUGCUACUGAAUAAAUGUAUAAUAAUACUAUACUAUAACAUAAUAAUAUGCUCAACUGAUGGAUGAUGUACAAGUUUAUGCUUUUUAACUCACUGAAACAUUGGUUCCUAAUUUUACCUCAAUAGGUUUAUAUGAUGAAGUUUAUGUUAUGGUAUGUUAUGUCUUUUACUAUAACAUUCAACGUGUAUAUAAUAGUUUGUUUUUAAGUCAAGAGAGAAAAGACACUACAUGGAGGCCACAUGUGAGAAGCCUGCUACGCAAUACACUCUCUGCUCCUCCUAAGGCUUAGCUUUUGUCAGACCUGUUUGUAUUUUGUGAGCAAAACAAGUUUGUGAUGUAAUGUCAUUCCCCUUGUUUUGUUUUAGGGUUUGUUUGUUUGUUUGUUUGUUUGUUUGUUUGUUUGUUUGUUUUUAU